Molecule: messenger RNA, 636 nt
Organism: Linnemannia hyalina
Lineage: Eukaryota; Fungi; Mortierellomycota; Mortierellomycetes; Mortierellales; Mortierellaceae
Source: the annotation of a GenBank genome assembly
AUGCCCGAUCAGUUUCAGCGCCGGGAUCAUGAUCAGGUCCAGAGCCAACUCGAUCCCUUCAGGAAGCAGGAGACAGGAAGAGGAGACGCCAUCCCUUCCGCUGAAGACCAGACCCAAAAGUCCACCAACGCCAUGCGCGAGUUGCGUCUUGAGAAGCUCGUUCUUAACAUUUGCGUCGGAGAGUCCGGAGACAGACUCACCCGUGCCGCCAAGGUUUUGGAGCAGUUGACCGGUCAGACCCCCGUCUACUCCAAGGCCCGCUACACCGUCCGUACCUUCGGUAUCCGUCGUAACGAGAAGAUCGCCGUCCACGUCACCGUCCGUGGCCCCAAGGCCGAGGAGAUUCUCGAGCGUGGCCUCAAGGUCAAGGAGUACGAGUUGAAGAAGGCUAACUUCUCCGAGACCGGCAACUUUGGUUUCGGUAUCCAGGAGCACAUCGAUUUGGGUAUCAAGUACGAUCCCUCCAUCGGUAUUUACGGUAUGGAUUUCUUCGUCUGCAUGAACCGUCCCGGUAACCGUAUCACCAAGCGUCGCCGCUGUGUUGCCAAGGUCGGUGCCAACCACCGCGUCAACAAGGAGGAGACCAUGAACUGGUUCAAGCAGCGUUACGAUGGUAUCCUUACCAACAAGAAGUAA